This is a messenger RNA of Python bivittatus (Burmese python), 1578 nucleotides long. Lineage: Eukaryota; Metazoa; Chordata; Lepidosauria; Squamata; Pythonidae. The record is from RefSeq and is a predicted model, not a curated record.
GGGGCAGCUCUCGAGGCUGAAUCGCUGGGGCGGAGCUGGAUUGGCCGGAGCUCGACUGGCCAGGCGAGGAAGCGCUCCUACUUUCACCGGGCGAAAGCCGGCGCUCAAUGGCAUCGCCAGCGGCCUUCCAACAGUUGAGAGAGCUGAUCGAGGUCCAGGAGGUUUUACUGGACAAACUGAGGCGAAAGAUAAAAAUACAGGAAGAGAAUUCAGUAAACAAGGAGCAAUAUGAAGCUAUCGUGAAGAAACUAGAGAAGGAAGAGAAAGAACAUGCAGAGACGAAGAAUGCCCUAGCUAUAACAUCUGAACAUCUGGAGUUUGCCCUAGGAGAGAUUGAUGUUUUGUCAAAACAACUUGAGAGGGAGAAACACGCAUUUGACAACGCACUUUCUCGAGUAAACAGCAAAGCACUGAAACAGUCACUUCAGAAAGACAAACUUAUAAGCAAAUGUACAGAAAUUGAAACCCAUAUUCAGAAGCAGGAAAAUAUUCUAAGCUGCAAAGAAAAUGAGAUCAAAGAACUGCAUCACUUCAUCAACAAACAGAAGCAAACCUUAAAGAAACAAGCAUCUGAAUUCAAGAUACAGAAACAACAAGAAAGUUACAUAGCAAAUGUGCUUGGAAAAAGGCUCAAGAAAGAUUUUAAACUUUAAAUUUAGCUCCAUUGGUGAACCGAUCUGACCCAGAGUAUCCAGUAGCUUAUGAUCCUGGCAUGCCUCCAGUGGAUUAGCACCUGCUGCUGUUCCUUUGCUGAUCCUUUUUAGGAAAAAAAUAAACAACAUAUUUUGCUAUAGUUUCCACUAAGUGCAGCCCACUGCAUCUCAUUCCAUGUGCUAUAAAUUGAUAUACAUGUAUAUAUGUUUAUCUGUUAUAUGUAGAAUAGUUCGGUUGGAAGAGAAAGAAAAAAAAUAACAUUUCCUAUUUUGUGGGUAUUGAAUGUAAGAGGGAUGGUUUAUGUAAAAUGUGAAAGUCAUCUUGUCGCUCAAACUCAAACCUUUUUGCCCCCCCUGUUUGGGAACAGACAGAUUAGAUCUCUACUGUGAAUCAGCAACUUAAGUCAGUGUCAGAUAUACUUCAGCUACAGUAUCUUGGCUACAUUUCAGUAUUGAGAUGAUAUUUGGGGAAUUGGAUCAAUAAAACCAUCUGACAUUUAGAUGCUGAAACAUUUACAAGAACUCAUGUUGUACUAGUAGUCCAAAUACUUCCAGUGGUAAUUUUUAAACAUCUUAAUUUAGCAGCUACUUAUCAACAGAGGCUUUGUUGGUAGUACUGUUUGGAUUAAACAUCAACUUUGCCACUGAAAAACAUCUACUGUAUUUGCAUAUGUAGAAUGAAUCAGUGUCACAGUGACAAAGCAUAACAUGAGACAUUAAACAGAAGCUAAAGUAUAAAUAUACAUGGAAAGUAAGAAGGAAUGCUUGAAAUUUCCUCCAAUGUGUACUCACUUCAGGUGAAUGGAAUUUAGCCUAAGGUAACCCAUGGGUUUUUUUUAGAAAGCUAUCUUAUGAGCAUGCAAAAUAGUAUUAGUAUUGUAUAGCUUGAUGCAAAUGUAGUGUUUCCAUUAUUAAAAAAGUGAAG